CUCUCAUCAAACAGAUCUAUUUGAAUGUAACGCUUAUAUACCUGCCAUUUAGACAUAAACUACUCCAUUACAGUAACCAUCUUCUCCCUUUGGACUGCACUAGGUCAUGGCUCCGUUUUCGCUGCCCGUAAGACUCCCGUGUCAUGAGAGAUGGCGUAUUUGGGGGCCAAAUGCCUGAGUGGUCCGCGCCACUAUCAGUCUGCCUCGUCAAUGGUGAAGUAGCCAUUGCUGUUUCCAAUUAAUAUGGGUGAUUGCUCGGCUUACUUGUAAAUACACAGCCGUCCCCUCAUCAUUUCCGGGCAUCUCAGAUGAACCCCUGCUAAUGUCUCUAAAUUUGCUUCAUCUCAACGCAUUGCGCAUGGUUAACCCUAUUUCACCCCAACAAUGUUCACAAAGCCAGGACAAAUCGAUUUGUCGAGACUAUCUCUAGACUCUUUGAGCAUGGAACAGCCCCUAGAGCAAGACGAUUCAGACAUUGAAUUGUCCUAUUCUGAGAAAUCGAACCGGCUUGUCGCUAAACGCUAUUUUCAAUUCUACCACCAAACAAUAGCGGACAUUCGACAGAGCCCUAUUAACCUCACACCUUGGAUCUUUUCUAUGAUAUUUUUUGCCGCAGCUUAUAUGAUUGUGGCUAAACUAAGGUUUUUCGGGGCGCUAAAUACCAGCUACUGUAGUCCUGACGGAUCCAUCAAGCCUGUCUAUACAAAUCUCUGGGCCACCUCGGAUCUUUUCCAGGUGAACAUCGCUACUGGGAACCUGACAUUCACACAGGCGAAGGUCAUCGAUACUAUCUGGGACCUAAUAGUUGGACGUGGCGGACAGGCAACUUUGACUCUCAUUACAUGGAAACUUUUCGCUGAGUAUGCGGCGGUGUCUAUGGCUAUACAGCCUGUCACAUUCGCCACGUAUCGCAUCUUAUUCACUGACAGUGGCCCUUCUAUAUCAUCUACAGCAAGCUUACUUUACGACUUCAUUAAGUUUAGAGGCCUCGCGUCAAAAUGGGCCAGCGCUUUUCUUAUUUACAGCAUAAUGUUGUCUUUGGCCUUUCCGACAUUAGCUGGAAGUACAACUGGCUAUACAACACUCAAUGAAGCCUUUAUUCACACUGAUGACAACAACCUAAUUCCAAUUUCCAGCCCCAGCUGGGGAGACAUGACCAACCCCAAUGAGACAUACGAAAGCGUAAUUCGGCGGCAGGGGGUCUGCGUGCCAGUCAAAGACGUGGGUGCAGUCUAGAUACCGGUAGUAUGAAAAGAAUUGGCUGACAUACAUGUGUUGAUAGAGGUAUCAGUGGGGUGCCUCAUUUCUCCAGGCAUUAUUUUUAAUCGAAUUCA
This is a messenger RNA of Xylaria bambusicola, 1334 nucleotides long. RefSeq lists its product as uncharacterized. The coding region runs from base 385 to 1236 and encodes 283 amino acids. The transcript has 2 exons. NCBI's taxonomy places the organism in Eukaryota, Fungi, Ascomycota, Sordariomycetes, Xylariales, Xylariaceae. The record is from RefSeq and is a predicted model, not a curated record.